Molecule: messenger RNA, 2503 nt
Organism: Archocentrus centrarchus (flier cichlid)
Lineage: Eukaryota; Metazoa; Chordata; Actinopteri; Cichliformes; Cichlidae
Product: beta-1,3-galactosyl-O-glycosyl-glycoprotein beta-1,6-N-acetylglucosaminyltransferase 4-like
Exons: 2
Coding region: 326-1615 (429 amino acids)
Cellular component (GO): membrane
Molecular function (GO): acetylglucosaminyltransferase activity
Source: RefSeq, a predicted model, not a curated record
UUCUUGUAACGCAUUUCUCCUCUCAGUAACAGCGUGCUAACGUCAGUUUUUUGUUUGUUUUUUCCCCCAAGUUUAUGUUGUCAACAGAAGUCGCAGCCACGGAGCGUAAAAAGUGGAAGGUCAGGGAGGAUGACCGUGCACGCUUAUUUUUAAGUUCCUCGGUAAGUUUUUCACGGUUCCGGAUCAUUUGUGUAGGAAGAAGUUUUAUUGUCGGAGUAGCGAAGAACAAACGUGUGAACUGAAACAAAGUUUUCACAACUUUCAGGGUGCUUGAAAAAACGGCUUGUCAGGCUUUUAGAGACCGGCACCAGCGUGCGGAGCCAGAAUGAAUAUAAGAUGUUUAUCACUGCAACUAAGAGGAAAACAGUUCCUUCCUUCUCUGCUGUCACUGCUGACUAUAUGUGGCCUACUGGUCUAUGUCAAGCUUGGCUACAUCACCGAAUCAGAUAUGCAAAUACAUUCAAGCAGUCAGACUAUUCACAGGUACAGCAUUGACUGCUCAGCCAUAUAUGACAUGGACCCAGUGGAGGUGGGAAAAGCUCUGAAAAUCAGAAAACAAAACCUUGUGGAGAUAAAAGAUGAAAAUCUAACUUAUCUCGUAUCUAAUUGUACUUUGUACACCAAGUACAGAGGUUAUGAUGACGUGUGUGUCACAGAAGAGGAGAAAGACUUUCCUAUUGCUUAUUCUUUGGUUGUGCAUAAAUCUGCCUGGAUGGUAGAGAGACUCAUCAAAUCACUGUACUCACCCAGUAAUAUCUACUGUAUUCACUAUGAUCAAAAGUCCUCUGCUGAGUUCAUCUCAGCCAUGGAGGGUUUGGCCCAAUGUUUGCCCAAUGUCUUCAUCGCCAGCAAGCGAGAAACUGUCUAUUAUGCAAGCAUUAGCCGACUAAAGGCUGAUCUCAACUGUCUGUCUGACCUUUUGAGGUCAGAAGUCAAAUGGAAGUAUGUCAUCAACCUCUGUGGCCAAGACUUUCCCCUCAAGUCCAAUAUGGAGCUGGUGUCAGAACUAAAGAAGCUAAAUGGCAGGAACAUGUUAGAGACAAGCCGGCCCACAGCUAUUAAGAAACAAAGGUUCACUUUUCACCACGAGCUGAACGAUGCCAGCUUUGACUAUCAAAAAGUGCCGGUGAAAACGUGGAAGACAAAGACCUCGCCACCGCACGAUAUCGAGGUAUUCUCUGGUAAUGCCUACUUUGUACUGUCCAGGGACUUCAUCGAGCAUUUGGAUAAAUCUGCUGUAGUGAAAGAUUUUUUGGCCUGGUCAGAGGACACCUACUCCCCAGAUGAACACUUUUGGGCCACACUUGUGCGACUGCCCGGCAUCCCUGGAGAGGUACCUAGAUCUGAGCCUGAUAUCACAGACCUGAUGAGUAAAACCAGGCUAGUGAAGUGGCAGUACCUGGAGGGGAACCUGUACCCACCGUGCACAGGGGCACAUGUUCGCAGUGUUUGUAUUUAUGGUACUGCAGAAAUGAAUUGGUUGCUGAAUUAUGGCCACUGGUUUGCCAAUAAGUUUGACCCCAAAGUGGAUCCUGUGGUCAUUCAGUGCCUUGAAGAGAAGUUGAAGGAAAAGCAGAAGUCAUUCCAGUCAGUGGCUCCUUGUCAUAAAGGUUAACUGAAAGCUAAAAUUAGCAUGGGAUUAAUCAGGUAUAAAUGUUUUUUUUAAUCAUUUCUGUUUUCGAAUUUGCUGCUAUCUGUUAUAGUUAGUUAUCUUUGGAGUUACAAAUCAAGAUGAAGUUAUCACGGGUUAUAAGUAAUGGUGAAAGGCCUUUUAGAAACCAAAAAUGUAAAUGUAAGUGGAAAAAUAAUAUGCAGAUUUAAGAUAUGAAAAUUGCAUUUGGGCCACUCCACAUUAAACUGUACCCGUGUGAAAUUUCAAAGAGCAGCACAAUUUUUUCCAUACUUUGCUCUGACGUCCUAGUUGCAUCCACGCAGCUACGUCAGGUUCAGCUGACAUUUUAUAGAGCUGCCAAUAUGUUGAAGUGACUUGAAUUAUCUUUUGUUACUAAUGUGUCAUUUGGGGAUAAACCUUUCCAGCUAUAAUGAUUAGUCCAUUAUUUAUCACCUGUUUGUACAGUUUUGUGUGGAGUGAUGCAUUUACAGCUCUGUGGAAUCAGCACUGUCCUAGUUAAAGGAAAGGCCUCUCUGAGGUGCAUUCUCGUGCAUAGAGUUGUGUGUCAAUAAUUUUGAUAACUUUGAGUUUAUAUGUUUAGGCUUUAAGAGAUUUGUCUCUUUCUAUCUUCAAUGCAAAGUCCGAUUUAAAAAAAAAAAAAAAUUCCAAGAGCAACACAUCGUUCCAGAAAGUCUUCUGUGACUGAUUGCAAAGUUUACGCUGGCAUCUAAAAUGUUCUGAUACUGAAAGAAAACAUAUUUUCUUACUCGGUGUAGGGGGAAAAAACAGGUAUUUGUCUGAAUGACUCUUUAAUAACAGGUAAUUAGACUGUAAUGAGUGCUUACAUUUAAGACCUAACUUGCUCUUACCUGUUUCUGACUAUUUCCAGUU